CCCACACAAACGGAAGGCCCAGAUCCCGUGCCACACACGACGGCUCGACUAUACUCUGUACAUAGUACUCCACGAAAACUCACGGGAAGGAGAGCACCGGUGAAAAGUCUGAAACAGCUGGCUUUCUAUGGCGGACCGCUCGCUCUUCGCCAGUCUUAAACGCAUCAAACAUCAAUUGGGAGCAACAAUUCAGUGGAGAGCGAUAUGCUCCCGCUCAUCGCCGCUUGCACGAUAUGCCAGCGGCAAGGGCGACCUUAAGAGCGAUAUUUUGAAACUGAAACCCCCCAGAGGGAACGCCACCUCCUUGCUUCAAAAUCAUUUGGACCAGGGCCAUAAGCUCUCGCUCUCGGAACUUCGACGCAUCACCAGACAACUCCUGAAAUAUAAGCGCUAUCACCACGCCCUUCAGAUCUUGACAUGGAUAGAAACACAGAACAGUUUCCGAGUUUCACCGGCCGAUCAUGCUGUAAAAGUGGAUUUAAUCAUCAAAGUGCAUGGUCUAAGAGAGGCUGAAGACUAUUUUACACGUUUAACUGAUACUGCUUCACGGAAAGCUUCCUGUCUCCCUCUUCUUCAUGGUUAUGUCAAAGAGAGGGACACUGAAAAGGCAGAGCUUCUAAUGGUGAAGCUGAAUAAAUUGGGGCUCAUUGUGAGCCCUCGUGCUUUCAAUGAAAUGAUGAAAUUGUAUAUGGCCACAUCUCAAGGAAAGAAAGUGCCCCUUGUGAUCCAGCAAAUGAAGUGGAACAAUAUACCUCGAAAUGUUCUGUCCUACAACCUUUGGAUGGUUGCGUGUGGUGAGGUAUCGGGGGUCUCUUCGGCGGAAAUGGUUUACGAAGAAAUAGUGAAUGAUAAGACCGUACAAGUAGGAUGGAGCACCCUUUCUACUUUAGCUAAUGUUUACAUAAAAGCAGGGCUUUUUGACAAAGCUAUUUUGGUCCUCAAGAAUGCUGAAAAGAAGCUAUCUACAUGUAACCGCCUUGGUUAUUUCUUCCUCAUUACACUGUAUGCCUCUUUGAACAAUAAGGAGGGAGUUUUGAGGUUGUGGGAAGGUAGUAAGGCAGUAGGUGGGAGAAUCACAUGCGCCAAUUAUAUGUGUGUACUAUCAUGUAUGGUAAAGCUGGGCGAUCUUGUAGGGGCCGAAAGAAUUUUUGUGGAAUGGGAAUCUAGUUGCCAGAGUUAUGACAUUAGAGUCUCCAAUGUUCUUCUAGGUGCUUACGUACGGAGUGGAAAGAUAGACAAAGCUGAGUCAUUACAUCUCCGCACAUUGGAGAGAGGCGGACGUCCAAAUUAUAAGACAUGGGAGAUACUCACAGAGGGAUGGGUGAAAAGCCAAAACAUGGAAAAAGCCAUUAAGGCCGUGAAGAAAGGGUUUGCCAUGUUGAAGCAUUGUGAUUGGAGGCCAUCACACGAUAUUCUAAUGGCCAUGGUAGAACAUUUUGAGGAGCAUGGAAAUCUUGAAGAUGCCAAUUGGUUCAUUAGGCUUAUCCAUCGUUUUGGUCUUGCGAGUUUACCUUCUUAUAAAUCAUUGCUCAGAAUGCACCUUUGUGCUAGGAGACAUGCUUCUGACAUCCUUAAAAUGAUGGAAAAGGACAAAAUUGAGAUGGAUGAUGAGACUUAUGCCCUUGUUCAAGCAUUAAAUGUGAAGUAAAAUCCUUUUUAUGGAUCAAGUCCUAAAGGCUUCUUGGAAAGAUGCGGGAUGUAGUUUCUUCUUUUUGAGGGAACAGAUUUGGGCCAGAUUUCAGGCCUCCCCGGCAACAUUACAUGCUAGCUCAGUUGGUGGAGCUGUUGUAGCGAGUUUUUGACUUUGGCUUCCCCUUUUAGCGAUAGUUGCCAAAUGCUCUUGUAGUUCGGCCUGCCUUGCCUUCUUUUGAAGCAGCAAUAUCCCAGCCACUAAUAACGGCUUGGCUCUUUGUUCGACCAGAAUUAAUAUAAUAAGACUAGUUGGGACUGUUUCUGGACUGAAAAGCUUUUCUCUUUUGGGAUCGAAGAUACAAGGGAGGAAGACUUGAUGCGGAAAAGACAUACAGCUGAAGAUUCACUGGAAGAGGAAAGUAUAACAGCUUAUGAAUGACAUGCGAGGUCCCUUUAUUUGCUGAGAUUUGUUCUUUAUUGUCUAGGUGAAGUAAAUGUGUUUGAUGCUGAAGGUCAUUUAGAGUGCCCUGGUUAUAUGUGCAACAAAAUUCGUGUAGAUGUUGGAAGACAGAUGCUACCUUGGCACUUUUUCUAGGGGAGAAUCUGACAAUCAACAGAAAAUACAUUUGAACUACUAGUUUUAUAUAUUGCCUGUGGUCAUUUUGUUGUAUUUCAGCGUUGCAUUUGUUGUUACAAGACAUACAAGAUAUUAUUGCCAAGUAAUUUUAAAAAUCUUAUUCAUCAA
Messenger RNA from Juglans microcarpa x Juglans regia, 2377 nucleotides. RefSeq names its product pentatricopeptide repeat-containing protein At5g27460. The coding region runs from base 128 to 1648 and encodes 506 amino acids. The transcript is spliced from 3 exons. Gene Ontology annotation, molecular function: protein binding. Gene Ontology annotation, cellular component: mitochondrion. NCBI's taxonomy places the organism in Eukaryota, Viridiplantae, Streptophyta, Magnoliopsida, Fagales, Juglandaceae. The record is from RefSeq and is a predicted model, not a curated record.